Penicillium argentinense is the source of this 1854-nucleotide messenger RNA. RefSeq lists its product as uncharacterized. The transcript is spliced from 9 exons. Gene Ontology annotation, biological process: monoatomic anion transport; monoatomic ion homeostasis; transmembrane transport. Lineage: Eukaryota; Fungi; Ascomycota; Eurotiomycetes; Eurotiales; Aspergillaceae. Gene Ontology annotation, molecular function: solute:inorganic anion antiporter activity. The record is from RefSeq and is a predicted model, not a curated record. Bases 1 to 1854 code for a protein of 617 amino acids. Gene Ontology annotation, cellular component: plasma membrane.
AUGCCGUCCAAUUCCGACGGCGCUGAUACGGUUUCACCACCCAUUGAGAGAGAAAGGUCUGCGGUAUCCUAUACUUAUGAUGGCAUUAGUGGAUGGAAAAGCGUUCGAAUUCUUCGAAUUGGAAGAGGGAUGUAUCAUGAUGUCCGGAGACGCCUGCCUUAUUACUUCAGUGACAUUCGCGACGCGUGGACGUACAGAACCGUCGCCAGUAUCAUUCGCAUGUACUUCGUGAAUAUGCUUCCAGCCAUAGCCUAUACUCUGGAUAUGAAUCGGAGAACUGGGCAGUUUUAUGGCAUCAAUGAAUCCCUUUUCUCGUCUGCUUUGGCGGCGAUGGUAUUCAGCGUCUUUGCAGUACAGCCUCUAACCAUUGUCGGCAUAACUGGACUGAUCUCUUUAUUCAAUUACACCAUAUAUGACAUCGUCAAGCUUUAUGAACCCUCCAUUUUCCCUGAAUUCAUGUGUUGGGUGGGAAUCUGGGGAGCUAUUUUCCAUUGGAUUGUUGCGCUCUGCAACAUGUGUGACUACAUGAGAUAUGUGACAGAUUUCUCAAGUGAAACGUUUGGUUUCUAUGUCGGGACCAUCUAUAUCAGCAAGGGCGUGGAGGAGCUAAUCAGCGAGUUCACAACUAAAGGGCACAUCGCUGGAUUCAUGAGCUGCAUGGUGGCUAUUCUGUAUUUCUUGACCAUUUACAGCUUAGAAGCCAUCGGUUCCAGCACCGUUUGGAGGCCCGGCUUUCGGGGUUUGCUGGCUGAUUACGCGUACGUGAUUGGUACAGUAUUCUGGGUCGGGUUCUCGCAUAUCCCUGGACCGCUCCAAUCUGCAGAUGUCACUCGUGUACCCAUCAGCAAAGCCUUUUACCCCACACAGCCACGAAACUGGCUGAUUCAAUUUUGGGAAUUGGAUACCAAGUGGGUGUUCGCAGCGCUUCCUUUUGGAUUCUUGAUCAUGUUGCUAUUCUAUUUUGAUCAUAAUGUCAGUAGCCUAACGGCUCAGGCUCGACAAUUCCCUCUGAGAAAGCCGGCUGGUUUUCAUUGGGACUUUUUUCUUCUCGGUUGCACCACAUUCGUUUCCGGGAUCAUUGGAAUCCCUUUUCCUAAUGGACUAGUCCCACAGGCGCCUGUGCAUACUGACUCCUUGACCGUCUAUCACACUCAACUUCGACUUAUACCAACUGAGGAAGGCGAAGAGUCCGAGAUCCGCCGCCCUGUCAUCAGUGCAACUGCAGUUGUUGAACAGCGCAUAUCACAUUUUGUCAUGGGGCUAGCUAUCAUUGGUACUAUGACGGGGCCUAUUCUGAUCGUCCUCCACACUAUGCCUUCCGCCGUUUUCGCCGGCGUUUUUUUCAUUGUUGGCUGGGGAUCCAUCGGGAGCAGCGGUAUCAUGCGCAAAGCUAUCCAUUUAAUACAGGAGGACCGGUUUGUGCAGCGCGACGAACCUCUCUUGAAAGUCCGCAGCCGCAAGGUCAUGCUAUGGAUCGCGUGCCAGCUUAUUGGGGUCGCUGCCUGUGUCGCGAUAUCCGAAACCAUCGCUGCAAUUGGAUUUCCCGUCCUUAUUAUAGCACUCAUUCCAUUCCGAGUGUGGAUCAUUCCUAAGUGGUUUUCUCGGGACGAAACCAGCGUCCUUGACGACAUGACAGCCAAUAACAAAGCCGUGUUGGCGAGUCUUGGUGGACCGCCCCGCUUCCCAGGCGAGACUCACACCCAGGAAUUUGGUCUUGAGCGCCGGUACUCGGAACAGAAGAGAGGCUACCUGGCAGAGCAGUAUCGCUACCAGAAUGAGUGGGUCACAUUUCUUCGCGCCGGUCGGAGCCACCUUGCCACCACAGGGCACGGUGGGAUAGUGAAACUCUCGUGA